Dromiciops gliroides (monito del monte) is the source of this 1854-nucleotide messenger RNA. Its product is annotated as poly(U)-specific endoribonuclease-A-like. Gene Ontology annotation, molecular function: RNA endonuclease activity. The transcript has 7 exons. NCBI's taxonomy places the organism in Eukaryota, Metazoa, Chordata, Mammalia, Microbiotheria, Microbiotheriidae. The record is from RefSeq and is a predicted model, not a curated record.
AUGGCGCCGCCCAACACAGGAUGCCCGCUACCCUACUCCGUUCGGUUCCGAUCGCCCGACCCGUGCCUGCCUGCGGGAGCUAGCAGUCCAGCCUGGGAAGCCGCACCCCCUCCCGCCCCUGGCCCCGCCUUCGAGGAGGGCGGGCCGAGCCAGCCCUAAAGGAUGGCCAAGGGUCCGGGUGACACCUAGGGCGAGGGGAGCAGCAGGCUGGGAGGGCCCGGACCCACCGACAGACGAGUCCCGCUUCUCGGGGUACCCCGCCCGGGUCUCAGCUUCCCCAUCUGCCGAAUGGGAGAGUCUGCCCAACAAAGGCUGGUUUUAAAUCAUGAACUUUCAAAACUUUUCAACCAACUAUGGGAUGCUGAUGUUAACCGCUUUGGGCCUGGCAGAGAUUAUGCCAUCUCCCUGCAGGGGAAGGCAGACUUUGUCCCCCAAGGUGUCCACAGAACCAUCGACCAUGCUUCUCAGGCUCUCUUCCUCUGGGUGAAUGAGGGCCGGUUGCAAAGCACCAAGACCUUUGCAGCUUUUAUCUCCCUUUUGGAUAACUACGAGACGUCAACGGGCGUAGCAGAAGUUGUGACGCCAGAGGAGGAAUCGGAAAACAACCAAUUCUUGGACGCCCUCUUGGAGACGGAGGUGAUGAAGCUCACCCAUCGGUAUCUGGUGCAGAAAAACUGGUCCAAGCCCAGCCUGACGGAUUUCAAGGCCCAACUCUACAGAAUCUGGUUCCAGCUGUAUACCCGGGAGGGCCACCAAGGGCCUGAUUCUUGUGGUUUCGAGCAUGUGUUUGUGGGAGAAACCCGGCGAGGCCAGGACAUCCUGGGCUUCCAUAACUGGGUCCAGUUCUACCUGCAGGAAAAGCGGGGAAAUGUUGAUUACAAGGGCUAUGUGGCCAGGCGGCAUAAGAGCCGGCCUGAUGAAGAUGACCAAGUAUUGAACCUUCAGUUCAGCUGGAAGGGUUUGGUGAAACCUGUGGGCAGCACAUUCCUGGGCGUGAGCCCCGAGUUCGAAUUUGCACUCUUCACCAUUGUAUUCCUGCAGUCCCAGGAGAAGGUCACUCGAGUGCUGGUCCGCAUUGAGGAAUAUGAACUACAGCUUGUGGUUUACCGCCACGGCCGCCACAUUGGUUCUGCCUACCCCAUCCUGCUCAGCAGCAGCAAUGAGGACCUCUAUUGAGAUGGGACUGGGCCAGGGACUGGGGGUCCCAAACUGCAGGGAUUAUGAGGAACGUGUUCUUGGCAGAAGUCUUUGGUCAUUUAUUAGGAUUAGAAGCUAAAGAGAGGCAAGGGCCAUUGUCUGGUGAAGUGGAAACAGAUCUCUAUUGCUUGGGAAUACAGUAGUCCUGGCUUCUGCUUUGUGCUUUGUGUCCCUUUGGACAAACUAGGGCUAAUCUCCACCUGUAAAAAUGAAAGAUUGACUAUUCUCAGAUCUGAAAAUGUCUGCUCUAAGGGCCCUCCCAGCUCUGACAUGCCCUUUCCUUUUCCAAACACUAGUUGGCAUAACUGGGAUUUCUCCUACCUCAUACAGAGCUCGCUUUCUGAAGUCAGCUUUGAGGUAAUUCUUGCCAACUUUUCUGGGGAGAAAAACUUAUUGGAGAAUAGAGCUGAAAAGGCUCUAGUGGCCUCCUAUUCAACCCCUUCAUUUUCCCCUUUUCUUCUCUUUAUUUACUUUACAUAUAAAAUCACAAGAGCAAUUGUGGGUAACUUAGCAUAAAGACAUGUUUUUUUCUUGUCAGACUUUAGAAUCUGAGAGGGAAUGGGGACAGCUAGGUGGCAGAGUGAAUAGAGCACUGGCCCUAAAGUUGAGAGGACCUGAGUUCAAAUCUCCCUCUGAUAUUUACUAGCUGCGUGACCC